Molecule: messenger RNA, 1543 nt
Organism: Exophiala viscosa
Lineage: Eukaryota; Fungi; Ascomycota; Eurotiomycetes; Chaetothyriales; Herpotrichiellaceae
Exons: 3
Coding region: 114-1280 (388 amino acids)
Biological process (GO): mitochondrial translation
Cellular component (GO): mitochondrial large ribosomal subunit; ribosome
Molecular function (GO): structural constituent of ribosome
Source: RefSeq, a predicted model, not a curated record
CCGGCAAAGCUUCCUAUUUGAGUCGUGCAGCAAAUGCACCUUUUGAAAUCCUUCAAGAUCAUUGACGGGACCACCAAAGCACGGAAGAGUGCUCUCAGAGGUGCAUCGCAACAAUGCCUCGACCGCGCGUUCCUCCCAAUCUCCUCACGAAACUCUCUCGCCCGUCCGCACCCCAAGAAGCCCCUCGAUUAUGGAAUGCCAAACGACGUAUCAAGGGCAGUGUCGGUUUGACUCCAAGCCAGUCGCUGAAGAUAGACAAACGCUACCCUCCCGGUAGAUGGCUCGACCAAUACAAGGAUAAUUGGGAACGUUCAGAAACACUUAUCAUCAACAAAGCCGGCGAGACAGAGCUACAACCAUCGAAUGAAAGGCUAGAACCCUCAGAACCAAGUGCACUUAACAUAGAAGCAGUCGACGUGACCGAGCCACAAUUGUCGAAGGAAGGCUUAGAACCCUCAGAAACAGAUGAACUCAAUGAAGAAGCCGGCGAGAUAGAGCUACCACAAUGGGAGCCACUCACAAAAGAGGAUGUUUAUGCCAUCCAAAAGGUCAAGAACGAGGAUGGCGUACUAGAGUGGUGGAAGUUAGAGCGAAAGCAUCUCGACAAAUUCAUGGACGCGCACCCAGUACUGCGCAGAGUCUCCAGCGAUGUAAGAUCAUUCAUCUGGGAGACCGGGCUUGAAAUGGAUCAGUCCUCGAUAUCAGCGCUCCUUCAAAAUCCAGUCCGCUUCUUUUCCGCCUCAGCAAAUGUCCCCUACGAAACCCGAAAACAGAUAUACUUUCCCGAACCCUCAGAUGCCGUUGUACUCAUGCGCACUCCACAUCUCGGCCCACGAUACGCCGCUUUCGACGUUCCGCGGCAUUUCAGCAAGAUCGACCUCAGAGCGUACCUGAAGAACGUCUAUAACGUGGACGUACUCCACAUUCGGAGUGUCGUGGUGCAGCAUAAGGUAGACAGAAAAGACCCUACCGAUCCACAUACUCAGGGCCCAUUAUUCCGGCCUCCAAGCACAAAGAAGAUGACCUGUCAACUGGCGCAACCAUUCGUCUACCCCGAAGAGGUCGAAAGUCUAGACCCAUGGGAGUACAACGAUUACUGGAACUCCAAUAAAGCGAUGGUGGCCAAUGAACGGAACAAGACCACAUUUGGAACGACGCAUCCCAACAAGAAGCACCGAAAGAGCAUCGCGCAACAAGCCCAAGAUUUGCUGAAAGGAAGGGUAAAAUGGGCUCCGACAUGGCAGAAACUAGGGGACCAGCCUACCGUCGGUUCUCCUUGAUCCUAAAUGUAUCUUCCAAAACAUGCAGGUUGAGUUCAUGUUAUGAACCUCGUACUAUACUGCGACUGGGCGCUCAACUUGUACAACAUUCGAAAGAGGCGGACAUUCCUCAUACCUUGUGCAGCUUCGCAAGAGAAACUUGCACAAUAUUCUCACUUCCCCAAAAGUCCGGAUUUCCUAUGUCUAAGGAGCAUGGCGAUUUGGUCGUCCACGACCACCUCAGGAGACCGUUGGUUCCCACCACGCGUCAGGUCUGAAUCACG